This is a messenger RNA of Engraulis encrasicolus (European anchovy), 1930 nucleotides long. Its product is annotated as V-set domain-containing T-cell activation inhibitor 1-like. Gene Ontology annotation, cellular component: external side of plasma membrane. The record is from RefSeq and is a predicted model, not a curated record. Gene Ontology annotation, biological process: regulation of cytokine production; T cell receptor signaling pathway. The coding region runs from base 110 to 952 and encodes 280 amino acids. The transcript has 4 exons. Lineage: Eukaryota; Metazoa; Chordata; Actinopteri; Clupeiformes; Engraulidae. Gene Ontology annotation, molecular function: signaling receptor binding.
CUCUCACUGGGGUUGUCACAGUCCUACAGGAGUUGUAACAUUUAAACUCGUGUUGCGCACAGUGGCAUAGGCAUCUAGACUACGAUCUAGUUGGAAUUUUCACGUCUCAAUGAUUGAACAAGUGAUGUUAAACCACUGGUCGACGAUCUUCAUCGCGAUUCACUUGUCCAGUUAUGAUGGGGCUGCAUUCGAGGUGCGAGUCCUGACCAAUCAGAUGGUAGCAGUACACGGGUCCCCAGCCGUCCUGGGAUGCGCCUUCAGCCCUCCCCCCAGCCUACAAGACGUGGUCAUCACAUGGCAGAGGACGGAGGACAAGCGCGUGGUGCACAGCUACUACUACGGGACUGACCAGCUGGAGCGGCAGAGCCCGGCGUACAAGGGCAGGACGGCUCUGUACCACGGGGAGCUGGAGAGGGGCAACGCGUCUCUGAGGUUGGCGCGGCCGGGCCGGGGAGACACAGGGGGAUACCUGUGCAGCGUCAGCACGUCGCAGGGCACGGACAAGGCUGAGAUGCGGCUGGGUUACGCAGCGGUCUUCUCAGAGCCCCGGCUCAGUAUACUGGCCCACGACUCUAGCUUUACCAUCCGGUACGAGAGCCAAGGCUACCCAGAACCAGAGGUCCAGUGGAAGGGUUGCUCAGAGCAGAACUUGACACACAGCUCGGAGGUGCUCGAGGCGAAGGAGGACCCGGACCUGCUGACGCUGAAGACUCAGGUAGAGGUGGAGAACGUCUGCAAUUUGAGCUGGACGCUCGUCGUGGUGAACCGUCCCCUGGGACAGGUCAUGGAAAGGACGGCCAGCUUCAUAUAUGAUGAUCAGAGAACGCAAGUGGACUGCAGAGGGCCAUUUGCACUCAGUGCCAUGUGUGUAGCUGGCACACUUGCACUCUGCACUUGUGGACUUAUAGUGCUCUGGCGACGAAGGACAAAAAUGUCAAGUGUACCUCAGUGAAGUGUAGCCUACCACCAACUCUGCCCUCUUUGCAGAGCCACCAGGAGUCAAAUGGGUAGAACCCCUGAUGAAUGGAGAAGACCGACCAAUCCAGUUCUGGCUAUGGGGGCAAAAAUCUGUAUGUCUCAUUCAGAAUAGAAGGGGCAAUGUUCCACUCCCUCACACUUGCAUUUGACCAGCAGAGGGCAGCAGAGUGAACCAAGAAAUUCCAUGUUAUUAUAAGAAGUGGAACCACUCAAAUGUUUUAGUCGUUGGAUAGGCCUAUUAUUGUAACCUCUUACUGCAGAUGGGCCUGUCAACCGGCUAGUCACUCUUUGGUGAAAACACUAAACUGCUUCAUACCAGCAUCGCUAUGCCAAUGCAGAGAGUCUUAACAAACUGAUUAAGACAUGUUCAUUUUCGUAGUGAGGAGUCCGCACACUCAAAAUUCCUUUUGUUGUUUUAUUUCAUGGCUGACAAAAUAAUAAUAAUAAUAAUAAUAAUAAUAACAACAACAAAAAGGAUUUUGAAUGUGCAGACUGACUCCUCACUACAAAAAAUACAGUCAGCCUUUGUCCUGCACCUUUUCCUGGGAUGUGCACAAUCUUCAACUUCAACAAGGACUUGUUCAUUACCAUUUUGGUGUCAAUGAGGUUAUAAUGAUGGCCCUGCAGCACUAUUUCAGCAUUCCAGGUGUAAAGAAAGAAGAACAGUGACAUUUCAAAUACCUCUAAAGAUGCAUCACCUCCAUCAUUUCAAGUUGUGGGAUAUUUGCAGAUUGAAAGUUUGAAACUUUAUUUGUACUUUCAUAUUGUGAACUUCAUGGAAACAUGAAUGUAAAUAUUAACAUCACAGAGUUGUAUUUUAAAGUUACAUUUUGAAGUGACUGAAAAUAACAAAUGUAUGAAUGAAUCAGUCAAGAACACUGGACAUGAAUGAUGAUAUUUCAUUCUGUUUAAGAAGUAAUACAACAUGGUGUGUGUGUGUGUGUGUGUGUGU